This is a messenger RNA of Temnothorax curvispinosus, 3371 nucleotides long. It is a transcript of the gene dpa, whose product is annotated as DNA replication licensing factor MCM4. Lineage: Eukaryota; Metazoa; Arthropoda; Insecta; Hymenoptera; Formicidae. Gene Ontology annotation, biological process: double-strand break repair via break-induced replication; mitotic DNA replication initiation; DNA strand elongation involved in DNA replication. Gene Ontology annotation, molecular function: single-stranded DNA helicase activity; ATP binding; single-stranded DNA binding. The record is from RefSeq and is a predicted model, not a curated record. The transcript has 8 exons. Gene Ontology annotation, cellular component: MCM complex; nucleus. The coding region runs from base 137 to 2875 and encodes 912 amino acids.
GAUACCCUCUCGGCAAGCGUUCGCGCGGGAAAUUGCGGGAAAUUGAGCGCCGAGCGGCUCGUGAGGUUACCUGCGGGCUGCGUACGCGGACUUGGAAGAAUUUGAUGUAAGAUUGUUGUGAUUUUUCCCGUCAACGAUGUCGAGUCCUAUGAGACCGCCGAGGACUCCGGUUCCGCAGGACGACAGCCGUUCGCCGAGUGGCACGCCGAGACGGCAACCUCGGACCCCAACCUCCAUCAGGACUCCCUCGGUCGCUGGAACACCCAGUGUCACCGGUACACCCAGUGUCGUCGGCUCCGUCAGAGGUACACCUCAGAGGAGACCGGGCAACAAUCCAGUAGACACGCCGUUACGAUGGGGCAACCGUCAAACGCACGAGACCAUCGCACCGUCGUCGGAGGGGUUGUCCUCCGUGCCACUGUCCUCUCCGAAUCGACAGGUGCAGACGAGUCCUCUCGCCGCUGGUAUGAGCGAGAUAGAGCUGUCCUCUCCGCUGAAUUAUGGAACCCCUAGCUCUUUGGCGUCAAUUCGUACUCCCCGCAGUGGUGUCAGAGGUACACCUGUUCAUCAGAGACCAGACGUUCAGUCUGACAGGCGUGUGCGGCAAGUUAAUCUGAUUGAACCGAUACCAGAGAAUGAUGAAGACAGAGAGAGAACAUCCGAGGGUGAGAACGGGGGCCCGCAAUUGACAAUCUGGGGCACAAAUGUCGUGGUGGAUCGUAUCAAGCAGCAAUUCAGACGAUUUAUUCUGUACUUUAUCGACCCAGAAGCGGAGAACGACGAAAUACCUGAGAACAUGAAUCUGUCAGAGCCGCUCUACACUCAGAAGCUCGAAGAGAUACAUAUACUGGAAGAACCUUAUUUGAAUGUAAACUGCGCUCAUCUCGAAGCAUUCGACUCGCAGCUUUACAAUCAGCUGGUAUUGUAUCCUCAGGAAGUUAUACCGGCAUUCGAUCUAACGGCAAAUGAGAUAUUCUUCGAGAAAUUCCCCGGGGCAGCGUUGGAACACUCGAUUCAAGUACGUCCGUAUAAUGUUAUGCGGACCACGAGUAUGCGUCUUUUGAAUCCGGAGGACAUAGACCGAUUGAUCACGGUUACCGGAAUGGUCAUUAGAACGUCAAACGUCAUGCCGGAAAUGCGAGAGGCGUUCUUUAAAUGCAUCGUGUGCUCCUUCACGACGACUGUAGUCAUCGACAGGGGUCACAUAGCCGAGCCCACGGUGUGCACUCACUGCAACAACAAUUUCUGCUUCAAUCUGAUACACAAUCGCAGUCAUUUCACCGAUAAGCAAAUGAUCAAGUUACAAGAAUCGCCGGACGAUAUGCCAGCUGGUCAGACUCCUCACACGGUGGUACUCUUUGCGCAUCACAAUCUAGUUGACGCUGUCUCGCCAGGUGAUAGAGUUUCUGUCACCGGUAUAUAUCGCGCGUUGCCGAUACGCGUUAAUCCUCGGCAGUCCAAUGUACGAGCUAUCUACAGAACGCACGUUGACGUUGUCCACUUUAGAAAACAGGACUCAAAGCGAUUGUACGAGCAAGAGGACGGCAAGAGUCAUGCGUUUCCACCAGAAAGAGUGGAACUAUUAAAACUGCUGUCGCAAAAGGAGGACAUAUAUGAACGAAUGGCGCGGCACAUUGCUCCCAGCAUUUACGAGAAUGAGGACGUCAAGAAGGGUAUACUGCUGCAAUUGUUCGGCGGCACGAAGAAGGAACAGAGCGUACGGACUAAGAAAUAUUUCCGGUCCGAAAUUAAUAUACUUCUAUGCGGAGACCCGGGUACGAGUAAAUCGCAACUGCUACAGUUUGUUUUCAAUUUGGUACCGCGCUCGCAGUACAGCAGUGGAAAGGGUUCCAGCGCCGUGGGUUUAACCGCCUUCGUAACGAAAGAUCCCGAAAGCCGUCAAUUGGUAUUGCAAACUGGCGCUCUGGUGCUCGCGGAUAAUGGUAUUUGUUGCAUCGACGAAUUCGAUAAAAUGAACGAUAGCACGCGCUCGGUGCUGCACGAAGUGAUGGAGCAGCAAACGCUGAGUAUUGCGAAAGCGGGUAUCAUUUGUCAAUUGAAUGCGAGAACUAGCAUUCUGGCAGCGGCUAAUCCUUGCGAGUCACAGUGGAAUAAAAAUAAGACAGUAAUAGAAAACGUCAUGUUACCGCACACGUUGAUGUCACGCUUCGACUUAAUUUUCCUGAUGCUCGACCCGCAAGACGAGGUGUUUGACAGGAAACUUGCCAGGCAUUUAGUAUCGUUGUAUUAUAAAUCUGAGUUGGAAGAAGAGGACGAUAUUGUGGAUAUGAGCAUCCUGCGUGAUUACAUAGCCUACGCCAAGGAACAUGUUCAUCCUACUCUUAAUGAGGAAAGUCAACAGAGGCUGAUCCAGGCUUACGUCGAUAUGCGUAGAGUAGGAAGUGGUCACGGGCAAAUCACGGCUUAUCCGAGGCAAUUAGAGUCACUGAUAAGACUCGCCGAGGCGCACGCUAAAAUGCGAUUCAGCAGCGUAGUGGAGAUCUUGGAUGUCGAGGAAGCUUGGAGAUUACAUCGCGAAGCAUUGAAACAAUCUGCCAUCGAUCCACUGAGUGGCAAAAUCGAUAUAAGUAUCCUAACGACUGGCAUGUCGUUAGCAGCGAGAAAGCGUAGGCAGGAGUUGGUCGAGGCAUUGAAGAGGCUUAUCAAGGGGAAGGAUAAGGCACCGACAUUAAAUUACCAGAAAAUUUUCACGGAACUGAAAGAAUCGUCCAGCACGGACGAGAGGGCUUUUACAGCUGACAAUGACGUUAAUGCAGAUUUUAUUGCCGGCUCGACGGCCUUGCGCGCGAUCCUGCCGCAUAAAUCAUUCCCGUUUUAUCGCGGCGAGAGGCCAUUAGAGAUCCGCGCCAAUUAAAGAUUCAUUGAUGAUUAACGAUCCAUGACGUGUUCGCGCGAGAGGAUUGACCGCGGAGCGGUCCUGCGCGGCGCCGACGCAACACCUGUUCCUCGGGAAUGAAACCCCCGACUUGCCCGAUCGACCCUGGCUGACGGCUGAAGGUCAUCGUCGUCGUCGUCGCCGCCGCCGUCGUCGUCGUCCGUCGUCGUCGUCGACGGGGGGAGGUGGGGGGUGGUUGGGAUGCCGCAGUGCUCCCCGUGUGCGAGCAAAUAAAAGGCCGCCCGGCAUUGAGCGGGUGCCUCCAUUCAUGGUUUCCGGGCGCAGGCGUACCGCGAGGAAACCGCAUGGCGCUGCGCCCGGGGAAGGGGUCUCCGCGAGAGAGAAGUUCACCUACGCAGAGCCCCCGGCAUCGCGAUGCGUGGGCGACGUGGGUGAUUCAGAGGUAGAGCGAGCCGGAGUAAAGGGCGGACGGUUCUGUUCCUUCGCGCGCUCGCGCCGGCUCCCGGCUCCCGGC